Messenger RNA from Cavenderia fasciculata, 3237 nucleotides. RefSeq lists its product as uncharacterized. The transcript has 11 exons. The record is from RefSeq and is a predicted model, not a curated record. Bases 1 to 3237 code for a protein of 1078 amino acids. NCBI's taxonomy places the organism in Eukaryota, Evosea, Eumycetozoa, Acytosteliales, Cavenderiaceae.
AUGAGAAUGAAUUGUAUUAUUAUUAAAAUCAUUGUACCAUUACUAUUACUCUUUUCAAUAUCACAUGCACAAACACAAACAUUAACACAACCUGAAUUGGACUCUGCCAUUUAUCUUUUGAAAUUAUACGGACAAUCAGCUGUACCACAAGACCAGACAAUAUGUCAGUACUCUGUUUCAUCAACUAAAAUAACAUGUGAUAACAAUACAUCAGAUGGACAAUACCAUAUCAGACAAUUUACGCUACAGUUUAGUGCAUUUACCAAUAUAGGUCUACCUGAUCCUACAUUGACUAGUUUGUAUUUACCAGAGAUUACAACAUUCCAAAUCAUCAAAAAUGCAAAUACUAUCAAUGCAAACACAUCUGUCAAUCUUCAAACCUUGACCCUCGAAGAAUAUCUAAAGUCAUUCACAAUUGAUCGUUCAACAAUGUAUUUCCCAUCGCUUGUCACCAUGGGUCUAUAUGUCAGUACCUCUUGGGAUACUCCCUAUUUGCUCAACAUCUCUUCUGAGGCAUUCCCCAAACUCAAUUCAAUCACUAUCAAUGGUGAUUCAAAUGUUACUGUUUAUUAUCAUUCAUCCGCUCCUAGUACUUCAAUUACUUGCACUAUUUUCCAAAAACAAUGUGAUUUGAAAAUAUCAUCUGGAAUCAAUAUAAGUUCAUUAACCGUUUCAGGUAUUGUAUCACUUGACCCGAUUACUGCAACUGAAUAUCCAAACCUCACAUCAUUUAGAGUCACUUCUAGUCAGUUGACACAGUUCCCAUUUAUUUCAUACCCAGCCAGGUUGUCACUAAUUGAUGUUUCUUUAAAUCAAAUUACCUCCAUUCCGAAAAACAAUAUGGGGUUCGGUGGAAACCUUUCCCAAUCUUAUUGUAGUCACAGAUCAUUUGACAUUAGAAACACCUCGGUUGAAUCUGUACCAGAUUGUUUUUGGUGUUAUUUCAGUACUGUCCCAGCCGUUUUGGUCACCUCUUUAACCAUUCCAAAUGGUUUUGUUUGUGAUGUUACACUAGACAAUCCUACACUAGGUUUUUAUGUAACCAAUCAAUCAAUAGUUACAAUUACAGGUAAUAAUUUAGGAUGGGGAGGAUCUUCACCUGGAUACAGUUUUAGUGUUAUCAAACCCAAUAAGAUCAUUGCGGUGUCCUUUUCGACUACACCAAAUUCUCUCACUCCAUUCACCAUUAAAUGGGCUACUUUUACAAACGCACCCCAAUCCACUGUAUCGGUUAUCGAAGCUGGUAUAGCGCUUUAUGGACUUGAUUCUAUGCCAACCUAUCCAGAGCCAACCAUUUCACUCAACUUUUUAACCUUCAACCCCCAACUCAAUAACAGUAUGACAGUGGAUGGAUCAUAUGCAUGUAGUUUCAUCACCCCAAGUAUCCAAACCAAUUGCACUGUACCCAGUCUCUCUCUUGGUCCACAUCAACUCAAUAUUUCAAAUCCAUACCUCUCUAGAACCAUUGACUUUGUUUAUAAUUAUCCAACCAUCAAUUCAGCCGCUCCAGUACCAUUUGUACAAGGAUCGGAUAUUACAAUUAAAGGUGACUUUGGACAACAACAACAAACAAGCUCGUCAAUAGUUGUUUUUAUGAACGGAGAUAUUGAACUUUCACAGUGUACUGUUAAAUCAAUUUCCUCUUCAACCAUUGUCUGUCAUUUAGAACAAAAAUUGGUAGAUUUGGUAUUACAAAUAAGAGUUGGUGUGAAUGAAUAUAAUUCAACUUAUCCAUUAUCAGAUCAAGAAUUAUGUCAACAAUCAACUAUCAAUUGUCAUGGUAACGGUCAAUGUAAUACAACUGGUCUAUGCGUUUGUAACAGUAAUGCCUUUUAUAAUGACUGUUCAAAACCAUAUCCAAUCAUUUCAUCUGGUAGUUAUGAUCAAACAAAUAACAAAAUUGUCAACUUGUUUGGUGAUUUUGGACCUUUUGGACAAUUAAAUGUUAUUAUUAAAAUUAAUAAUGUUUCUGAUUGUAUUGUUGAUUCAAAAUCUCAACAAUCAAUCACUUGUACAUUGGAACAAACACCAAAUUAUGGAUUAUCAUCAGUUCAAUUACACCUUGAUUCUUUGGAUACAAAUGCAAAGGAUAUAUUAUAUCUUAGACAACCUGAUAAUGGAGGUAAUAAUGGUUCAACAAGUGGAUCAACGACUACUGAUUCAUCAACAACCACUUCAACAACCUCUGGAUCAUCAACAGGUACACCACAACAACAAUGUGAAAAACAAACAUCAAAUUGUUAUGGUCAUGGUAUUUGUGGUGUAAAUGGAAUAUGUCAAUGUGACAAGGAUUACAACCCAGUUGAUAAUUGUUUUACAAAGUUUAUCAAUUCAACUAUUAUACCAAAUACAACCUCACCAACAGUAUCAUUUGAUAUUGAUGGAAUUGAUUUCCAAUUUGAAGUUGUUUCCAUUCAAGAAUUGGAUUUUGAUAGUAAUAUUGUUAAAGAAUUAUUUAUUUCAAAUUAUACUUGGAUUGUGAAUGCAUCAACCAAUAAUAUUACAACCGUCGUUGAUUAUCAAUUAAAUACAACCCUUUCAUCAUCCUCUUCAUCAGACAUUGUGAAUAAUAUUUUAUUCCAAUCAGUUAGUGUACUAUCAACGAUAUCAUUCUCAACGCAAUCAAGAGAUAUUCAAUUUGGAGAUCAACAACUUCACAUCAAUGCCAACUCGAUUAAACUAUCAGUCAAUGUUACAAAUUGGCAAUACUCAUCCAACUUGGCAACACUCAGAGUUGUAUUUAGAACCAUCAUCAUCAACAAUCAAACAGUCGAAUAUGAUUGCAAUGAAAAAGAGAUUGAUCCAUUGACAUAUGAUUCAUUGUCAUCAUUGCAAUACCUCAGAGUAAUCAAAGAUGAUAUUCAAUUCAAUGGUCGAUUUAUUGAUGUUGCAUUGUCAGAUGGUCGACCAACCUAUUCACAAACACAACUCAUUUCAUUGACACAGUCAACUAGUAAUGAAGAUGAAUCGAUUGCUCUACUUGGUAUCAAUCUACCACAAUGUCAAUCAUGUGUUCUCGAUCCUGAUUUCUCACCAUUAUUAAUUGACAAGAGUAAUGAUAGUGGAUGUGGAGACGGUCAAUCAAAUAACUGGAGAAUCAUUGUUGGAUGUGUUGUUGGUGGAGCUGGUGCCGUGGCCAUCGCAACAGCAUCUAUCAUCACAUAUCGUAAAAUGAAGAAAGCCCAAAACUUUGACAAGAGCAUCUCUAACAAACUAAAGAAUGCCUCGCGGUCUUGA